CGUGACUUGGGGACCGUGCGCAUGGCAACCCCGUUUUAAUCCACCGAAGCAGCAACGGCGUUUUCUCUCCACGCGCUUUUGAGCAGAUAACUCCCCCCGUGUGCUGUUGUCGUCGUCUACACAGCACGAACGUGUGUGGCGGUCAGUUCGCAGCACGUGGACAAUCAAUCACCGAGACGUCCACUUAUCGAGUGAAGAUUUGGGAUGUCAACGAGCAAGAUGAACCAGGAGGAGGUUUUUGCCAACCUGAAGAAGGAUGUCCGUUCUUUGCUCAUUUCGUCAAAGACGGGCUUGGAUGCCGAUCAACUCAAGCGAGACUACGUGGCCAUGUUGGGUCGUCCAAUGCCCCUGAAUCUUCUGGGCUUUAGACACGUCAUGGAUAUGGUCAAGGAGAUGCCUGAAGUGGUGUCUUUUAACUUCAGGGUAGAUGGCAGCAUGUUUUUAACCGCUGUCGGCGACGAUUCCACCCGAAACAUUGAAGAGCUAGUAGCUAAACAGCGCAAGCCCAAGAAGACCACAAGGCAACGUGUCAUUUCCUUCUCGCCCCGCUACUGUCACCGGCCCGCGGCUAUGGUCCUCCCCAGGAGAGGUCGCGCCCCUCCGUCUGCGCCUGCUCAUCUCAGGGCACAGCUCUGCAUACUGCUCUCCCAGGGUCCGCUGAAGUUGUCUGACCUGGAGGCCGGUUUCCUGCGUUGCUUCUGCCAGCCGCUGCGUGUCCACAACUACGGCUUCUACUCCAUUGUGGAGAUGCUGAAGGCAGUGGAGGACCUAGUCGUUAUUCAGCAGGGCAAGCUGGGGUCAGUUCUGAUCCUGAAGGAACAUGUGAUGCUCCAGCGGUCCCGCAACACAAGGACUCUACACAUGAAGUCAGAAUUGCCUAAAAGUCUCAAUUCAGGUCCCAAAGUGCCAGACGCCAGAACUCAGACACCAACAGAACCAGUCCCAGUGAAACAAAGUCCUGUGAACCAGCCAGCCCCUGAGGCGACCUUCGGCCCCGUCCACAAACAGUCAAUCGCUCACAAGCCACAGAUGGUUGAGAAGAACCAGGAAGAAAAACCAGCGCACGGUCAAGACGAUCAGCUCUUUCAGAGCCAUGUCCUUGAGCUGCAGCAGGAGCUUUGCCAGAAAAUUGUGGAGAAUGGAGUCGCUGGCACCAUCAGUCCGGAGCUGAAGGACAAGCUGCGAGAGGUUGUAGGUCAGAGCAGUGGUGGAUUGUCGGUGCACGAUCUGCCUGCUGAGUACAAAAGGGUUUUUGGUGAGGAACUCCCAGUGCAACAAAGUGGCUUUGUCAGUGUCACUGAACUGGUCGGUGCCAUGAGUGACACCUUCCACCUGAAACCUGUAGACAGUGAAAUUGCCCAACACUGGAUAGUCAUCGACAUACAGGACUGUGGCAGUAAACAAUCAGACUCCGAGGGGACGGAGUGCGUCGAUAGCCGUCCGAAGCGGUCAUUCAUCAGCUCCUGUUUGCGCUCUGGAGAGUCUCCUUGGGAAGGCAAACUGGAAGAACACCAUGAUUGUAUCACAGCUGACGAUGACAAGCUGGAGACCAGCAACAAUUUCAAGACCCAUGAAAUGAUGCUUUGCAGUCCUGGGGCUCCCCAUGAUGCCGUGCAGAGUCAGCGUCUCGAACCGCCAACACGCCGUGGUGCUCGAGAGCUGGUAGAAGUCCUGGUGGAACGGGUUGAGUCGCCUGGACUUUUCUACAUCCGCUUCAGCGAGAGUGAGGAGGCCCGCGCUAUGGAGGACAUGAUGAUUGAGAUGAGACAACGCUACACGUGUCCUGAGGUGUCAGAGCGUUACCGCCUCCCUCAGCCAUUUGUCCGCACAGGUCAAGUCUGCUGUGUGUCCCCCAAAGGAAUGUGGUUCUACCGCGUGGUGAUCCAUCAGAUCGUCAGCCCCACUGAGGUCCAGGUGUACUAUGUCGACUUUGGUGACAUGAUGGUUGUACAGACCGCCAUCCUCAAGUUCCUCAAGUCCUGUUUUUCAAUUCUUCCGGCACAGGCUGUUCCGUCAUCACUCGCUGGAAUCAAACCCAGCACCGGCAGCUGGACUGCUGAGGCCGGGGCCGCGUUCCAGAAGCUGUGCGCCGAUCGCACCCUGGUGGGUGCUUUGGAUCGUUACACCGGAGAGGUGCUCCAGCUGUACCUGUGUGACACGCAUACUGAUCAGGACCUCUACAUCCACACUGUCCUGCUGAGCCAGGGCCACGGGGCCGCCUGCAGCUCCACGGCCAGUGCAGCGCGGUGUGCCCAUGUCGACCCAGUGAGUCUCUACAUGGGGAAGGGAAUGGUUGCUCUGCCAGAAGUAGAAGUGGUUUUACCAAAGCAAGCAGAAAUGCUUCAGCGCUCCCUAUCAGCUUCACUGGAGGUUAAAGAGGAAGAGCUGCCCGAACUGGAGUUGGUCGGCCCCAAUCUCCAGGGUAUAAACGCCAACCCCUUCAUGGCGCUGCAAAACGAUCAAACAGUCAGCUGCAGCGAAAUCGAUUGGACCUUGACCAAGAAAUCGCCUCCGACCAACCCCUCCAGCCAUCUCGCCCCCCCAGAUGUGAUCCAGACGAGUCCAGCUCAUUGUAAAACUGAUCUUGAAACACUGAGCAGGAAUCCUCCCCCAAUUCCAUCCAGCGUCACUCCCAGCUCCUGCUGUCCAACACCAAAAGAGGAGCAGCACACAGUCGCUGCCCCCUCGCUAGUCAGGCCAACUCAGAUUCUGAGGAACCUGAGCCUCCACACCCCCGGCCUGAGCCAAAUCCAUGACUACACUCAGGGUGUAUCAUUUCCUCUUUUCCGCUUGCAAAAGUCUGGCACCAUGUUCCCUCUGUUUGGUGCCAGGUAAGUCGACCUGCGACAUCCAACCGGAGCGACUCAAAUCAAACCCCAAAGGAAGGAGCCGGAUGACUGUUCAUUUUUAGACGUGAAUAAGUUCUUGUUUUAACACCAAACCUUUUUUUUUUUUUUAUUCUUUUUUUUUUUAGUUUAAUCCCUUUCUAAGAAGCCAUCAAGAUAUCUCUGAUAUGUUACAUGUGAUAUGUUCCUUAUGGAUACUAAUGUAGUAAAAAGUCAAAAUACUGUUCAUAUUAAAAAUACAAAAUGUAAUUAAUGUAAUUUUAUUUUUUUUCAAAAUAAAUUUUAUUUGAAUGUUUUAGUAAUUGUUUUACUUGUCACAACAAGCUGUAAGUUGGCAUCAAACUUUUUAACCUUUCCGCUUUUUGUAAAAAAUAGAUCUCCAGGCGGUUUUGUGACGUCAGUCAAGUAUUGCUAAAGUGAUUUCCCUCAUGCUCGAUUCUAUCUACUUCACCACGAUGAUGUCAACAUGACCCCCUCUGUU
Molecule: messenger RNA, 3327 nt
Organism: Gasterosteus aculeatus aculeatus (three-spined stickleback)
Lineage: Eukaryota; Metazoa; Chordata; Actinopteri; Perciformes; Gasterosteidae
Source: RefSeq, a predicted model, not a curated record